This is a messenger RNA of Dreissena polymorpha, 893 nucleotides long. RefSeq lists its product as uncharacterized. The record is from RefSeq and is a predicted model, not a curated record. The coding region runs from base 106 to 741 and encodes 211 amino acids. The transcript is spliced from 5 exons. NCBI's taxonomy places the organism in Eukaryota, Metazoa, Mollusca, Bivalvia, Myida, Dreissenidae.
UUUACAUGUCUCUAAGUGAUUGGUUAUUUCUUUUACAUUCGUUUAUUAUAAAAGCAUAGGACGACAUUGUUAGGUAUCAGUUCUGAACUAGUUCUUACUGAAAAAAUGCGCUUGUUUGCGAUUGUCUUGCUGUGUAUCGUGGUCGCUGCCUUUGGCCAAGAAGUGCCACCAGAAACCUUAACGGAUGACGAAGGCAAUGUGUUCAUCGUUAAGGUGGAUCGAGAAAGUAUGCAGCUGCUCAACAGCACCGGCAGCCUGGUAUCGACGGUUCUCAACUCAAAUGGUUGGGUUGUCGUGAUCUCCUCUGACAAGCGAGAAUGCAUAAUCUCGGAUGCCAGUGUCUGCCCCGGUCGCUGUUUCAAGCUUGUUCCGUUUCCGAAAGGCGUUCCUGCCGAGGUGCUGGCGUUCUGCAAUGGGUUACCUAUUAUGCAGCAGGUGACAGUGCCAUGCCCUGAGGACACGGUAACCACCGUUGCUCCUGUAGUAACAGGCUCAGAAGAUGCCGCUGCAUUAAAAAGCUCAGAUCAGCUCUUGCCCGUCUGGCCCGCGUGGCCCAAAUGGUCAUGCUGUUGCCGUUGGAGACGCAUCGGGUGGUGGCCCUGCUUGAAACCCGUGUGCCUCGCCUACAACAGCCUUCGUAUCUGCGUGAACUGGGGUUGUGCCCAAUGGCAUUGGCACUGGCACUGGAUUCAAGACUGCGUGUGUGGCUACGAAUGGCCAUUCUUUCCAUGGAAGGGUUAAUAUUGAUGUCACAUGAGAGAAUGUGGCGCUAAAAUGUUCCAUAUUCCGAACAAAUCCAAUAGAAAACAAAUAACAAGUUUAAGCAACGCAACGUGCAUUUGUUCCGUUAUUCUGUGUUUCAAAACAGCUUGAAUAAAAGUUCAUACCACUUU